Molecule: messenger RNA, 1645 nt
Organism: Striga asiatica
Lineage: Eukaryota; Viridiplantae; Streptophyta; Magnoliopsida; Lamiales; Orobanchaceae
Source: the annotation of a GenBank genome assembly
UGUUAUUCGCAGAGCAGCCUCACUCGUGUCUUCAAAUUCCAGUCCAAGCAAGUCAAGUUCAAGCUUAGGUUGGACAUGGACGGCGAGGAAUUGACGGAGCACGAAACUGCUCUCUAUGAUCGCCAAAUUCGAGUUUGGGGCGCCGAUGCUCAAAGAAGGCUAAGCAAGUCUCGUAUUCUCGUCAGUGGACUAAAAGGCACUGUGAUCGAGUUUUGCAAGAAUGUUGUGCUAGCAGGAGUUGGUAGUUUAACAUUGAACGAUGACCGGAUGGUGUCAGAGGACUUGUUGUCAUCCAACUUUUUGAUUCCUCCUGAUGAAAAUGCGUAUGCGGGGAAGUCUCUUGCGGAGCUCUGUUGUGAUUCUUUGAAAGAUUUCAACCCAAUGGUUCAAGUUUCAGUUGUGAAAGGUGGCCCAUUUCCCUUUAUUUUGCAAAUGUUCCUUGCUUGUGAAUGCAGAGACUUGUCCAGCUUUACUGUUGAUUUCUUUGACAAGUUCGAUGUUGUAGUCAUCAGUUCUUGCUCACUUUCAAUAAAACAAUCAGUUAAUGAGAAAUGUCGCAAGCUGUCGAAGCGUAUUGCAUUUUAUACGGUGGAUUGCAGAGACUCCUGUGGUGAAAUAUUUGUUGACUUACAGAACUACAUCUACUCCAAGAAAAAAUGUGAUAAAAAUGCUGAAUGCCUUCUUGAAUAUCCUAGUUUUGAGGAAGCUAUUUCAGUCCCCUGGAAGUCUCUUCCUAGGAGGGUGUCUAAGUUGUACUUGGCCAUGAGAGAAGAACUAUCAUUUCUGACUUUCUGUGCAAAUCUUCAUGGUCAGUUGUGCGUUUGGACAUCUUGGAAAGGAUUGUUAGUUGCUUGUUUAGGCUUUAAUGAGGUUAUGUUAUAUUGGAUCUGGUUGGCUCUUGUGCAGAGCACAGAUUCUAUUAUUGUCUGUUCAAUGAUAGAAAGAUAUGAGGAACUUGAAAACCGCAGUCCUGGGGACACUUCUGCCGCGGAUUUACCGUACAUUCAAAAGCUGAAGAAGGAACUUUGUGAGGCAAAUUCUGUGAAUGAAUCUCAAAUUCCGGAUUCCCUACUCGAGAGAUUGUUAGAAGGUAGAAGAGAAUUUCCACCUGUUUGUGCUGUUGUUGGGGGAAUACUUGGACAGGAAGUUAUCAAGGCAAUAUCAGGGAAAGGAGAUCCUCUGAUGAAUUUCUUCUUCUUUGACGCCAUGGAUGGAAAAGGCGUAAUUGAAGAUAUAUCUAAAGAGAAAUCUGGAAAAGGCAUAAUUGAAGAUAUUUCUAAACAUACAUCGGGAGACAGUUUUGUUGCUGUGGUUUAGGACAAAGGUAAAUCUUGGCACUGUUUGUAACUGAUCUUCAGAGUAUGCUCUUUCUAAUGAUUGUUAGAGCUGUUAAACUAAAUGUAGUCUAAACUUUACUUUAGUUUCAGCGAUCAAGUUAGGCCAUUUUGCAAUGUCACCAGAACUGCACUUAUGAACUUUUGAAGUAAUUUGGAAACAACUUCAUGUAAUGGCCAUGUGUUUUCGUCGAGAUGGGCACAUAAACAUAAAUGGUUGAGAGAUUAUUGUCUCGAGUCUUGUGUGCAAGUUGAGUAAAAAAAGAAAAUUAUGUGAUAGUUUUCAUUCCAAUGUGUGUGUGAAUACAAGG